Molecule: messenger RNA, 495 nt
Organism: Cryptococcus wingfieldii CBS 7118
Lineage: Eukaryota; Fungi; Basidiomycota; Tremellomycetes; Tremellales; Cryptococcaceae
Product: chaperone regulator
Exons: 7
Coding region: 1-495 (164 amino acids)
Source: RefSeq, a predicted model, not a curated record
AUGUCGUCUGCAGCAGUCGACUCGGCUAUCAAGAAGAGCGCCAACGACUUGGCCAAGGAGCUUGAGGUUGAACGUGUAUUGAAAGCUUUCAAAUUGAAUCCGUACGACAUCCUUGAUCUGCCCUUGUCUGCCACAGAGUCCGAUGCUUUCGAUUUCCUGAAAAAGGCUCAUGACCACCUGAUCGACCUCGACAAGCGAAAGGAUAUCGACAUGAUUAUGACCCACGCGCGUACACAGGUUCUCAAGACUAUCCUCGGCAGCGGUUUUUCGACAAACGUCGCCGACGACGAUCCUCGCCUCGCCAACCUCUCGCCACCGUUCGAGCAGCAGGUUAGAGCGCAGGGAAGAGAGAUUUUGGUGGAGGAUGAACUCGCACGAAGACGGAAGACGAAAUUGGCUUAUGCCAACGAAGGAGCUGAGAAGGCCAAGGCCGAAGCAGAGAUUGCGUCAAGAAAGCGAAAGCUUGAAGAUCAAUCUAAAUGGGAAGGUGAGUAA